AUGGGUACAAUAGACAGGGAUGAGGUAAGGGGGGCAGGUGAUGUUUAUAUGGGGGAAUAAAAAAAGGAAGUGUGCGACAUUAAAGGGCACGUACAACAACAUAAGGAAUGUACACCAAUAUCAGGCAUGGAACUAUUCAGAUUUUGUGUAAUUAUGCAACAUGAAAUUUGAUACUUGUUACAUAACCACACUUGAAAGUGAUCUGGCAAACAUUCGCAUUAAUACAUUUUUACAUUUUUGUCAUUUAGCAGACGCUCUUAUCCAGAGCGACUUACAACAGCAAUUAGGGUUAAGUGUCUUGCUCAAGGGCACAUCGACAGAUUUUUCACCUAGUCGGCUCGGGGAUUAGAACCAGUGUCCUUUCGGUUACUGGCACAACGCUCUUAACCACUAAGCUACCUGCCGCCCCAAUACUAGUUCCAUCAUUCAAAGAUGGGAGGGUAAACCAACAGUCAAACGUUAACUGCCAUAACGCAUCUUGCCUUAACCAUGCCUCUGUUGUCUUUGUGUGUGUGUGUGUGUUCUAGGAGGCGAUUGAGAGGAAGGAGAAGAGGGCAGAAAGGUUCCACUUCCGUGCAGAGGCCAACCUAGCCCAGAUGAAUGUGGCGUUAGACAGAGACACCAUGAAGAAAGGUACAUACACACACAGUGCUGGAUAGAGACAAGAUGGAGAAAGGUACAGACUUACCCGGCUUUUUAUCACUGUCACACCUAUGCACACACUGAAUACACUCUCCCUUUCUCAGCCAUCCCUAACUUGCGUCUGGAGGCGUUGCACGUGGCGGGUGUGGAUGAUAUGAGCACCCAGGAUGUGUUUUGCUACUUUAAGGAGCACCCUCCAGCACACAUUGAGUGGAUCGACGACACCUCCUGUGAGUAACACACACAGCGGCAACUGACAAUAAAUGGCCUGUUUUAACUUGUCAUUCAAUAUUGUUUCCUAGGUAACGUGGUGUGGCUGGAUGAUAUCACUUCCACCCGGGCUCUGAUCAACAUCAGCCACAUGCCUGACCCAGAGGUGGUUACCAAAGAGACAGACGGCACCAAAGAACCUGGUGAUCCCACCCAGGAGAGUAAGGGUGAGUGUGCAGGUACUGUUAGAAGUGUGUGCGCUUAUCCAUGUACUGUCCAGUGGGUGUGUCCUUGUUCCAAUGUUCAGUCUUUGUUUUAUGAUCAGAUAUAGUGGAUAAUAAAUACUGUGUUGAUGGUCAGAACUGCGAUGUGGCGCUUGUGUGGUCAGUGUGUGUUGUCAGUCGUAUGAGGCAUGUACUUGAUGUGUUUUGUCACUUAACUUUGCUUGCCAUUCUGUCUCAGCUCGCAGACAACGAGGUUCGGAUGAUGAUGAUGACGAGGAAGGAGAGGUGGAGGAAAAAGAGAUGGUGAAAGAGAAGAACAGUGAGGAGAGUGAGGGAAAAGCCAGUGAGGGAGAGACGGCGAGGAAAACAGAACCUGAGACCACCCAGGUAAAACUGUAUGCGAGACCGUGUGUGUGGUAAACGUUGCAUAUUAGUAACCUGUGUUUAUGUGGAAACGCUGCAUGUUAUUUACCUGUGUGUGUCAGGUGAUCCUGCUAUCCCAGACAGAGAGUGAGUCACUGCUCCGGAACGACCUACGUCCAGCCACCAAACCCUUCAAGGGCAACAGACUCUUCCUGAGGUUUGCCACUCACGGUGAGACACACACCACUAGACACACACCACUAGACACACACACACACACACACACACACACACAACUAGACACACACACAACUAGACACACACACACACAACUAGACACACACACACACAACUAGACACACACACAGACACACACACACACAUCACUAGACACACACACACACACCACUAGACACACACACACACCACUAGACACACACACACACACCACUAGACACACACACACACACCACUAGACACACACACACACAACACACACACACACACACCACUAGACAACACACACAACACACUAGACCACACACACACACACACACUAGACACACACACACACACACUAGACACACACAAACACACACACAACACACACAACACCACACACAACACACACAAUCACACACAAGACACACACCACACAACUAGACACACACAAAAAACAAACUAUACACACACACACACACAACACACAAAAGACACACACACACCACAACACACACACACACACACAAUAGACACACACACACACAACUAGACACACACACACCACACACACACACACACGACACAAAAACACACACACACCACUAGACACACACACACACACACACAGCACACACACACACACACAGACACACACACCAAACUAGACACACAACACACACACACACAGACACACACAACUAGACACACACACACACAGACACACACAACUAGACACACAGACACACACACACACACACAACUAGACACACACAAACACACAACUAGACCACACACACACAACUAGACACACACACAUUUAGCAACUCUCAUAACAAGUCACAAGUAUUAGUUUCUUCACAAUUUGAAUAUGUAUUUGACGUCUGAAGGAGUGGGAAGAUUAGGAUUCUGGCACAAUGUUUCUCUCUUUUUCAUUCAGAUGAUAAGAAGGAGCUGGGUGCUGCGAGGAAGAGUAGAUUUUACAUGAAGUACGGCAACCCCAACUACGGAGGCAUGAGGGGCAUCCUCAGCAACUCCUGGUAACCACACACACACACACACCUACUUGCUUCCCUACACACCUACUUUCUUCCCUACAACACUCAUAUAUAUAUAUAUAUAUGUAUAUGUAUUUCUGUUGUAUUUUUUUGACUUUGUUUUGUUUUACCCCAUAUGUAACUCUGUGUUGUUGUUUUUAUCGCACUGCUUUGCUUUAUCUUGGCCAGGUCGCAGUUGUAAAUGAGAACUUGUUCUCAACUGGUUUACCUGGUUAAAUAAAGGUGAAAUAAAAAUAAAUUUAAAAAACACUCAUUCAUUCAUACAUGCUGGAUAGGCACACCAGUUGACACUGUGGUGCGUCUCCAUGGCGAUACAGGGGGACAGUGGUGUGCUAAACCAUCAUGGCAGCCGCCACCAGACACAGUCAGACCCUCAUCACCACCGUGGCUGACUGGAACUGCUACACUGUUGUACAUUGUCCUCCUUUGGUCUUUUUUUUUGCUCACUAUUUCCUGACACUUUCUUUCUUUCACUUUCUUUGUCUGCACCUUCCCUCUAUCAGAAAAAAACAAGGUCGUAUAUUACUACUAACAUCUAUGUUAAUCAUCCGCUGCUUGAACACAAAAGAAGUCAUUCUGCUCCCCCAUCUUUCUUUCACUUUUCUCUCACCCUUUUAUUCCCCCCUCUCACUCCUUUUCUCUACUUCUCUCAUCUGUUUCUUUUUCAGUUUCUUUUCCCUUUUGACCCCCUUCCUGCUAUCAGAAAAAAGACAUGCUGGUUAAUCUAAAAUCCCCGAAUUCAUAACUGGACCUCGAAGCCAGUUCCACUGCUUUUUUAAUUAUUCCCCUCUAAUCAGCGACUGAUUUAAAAACCUGGGACACCAGGUGUGUUCAAUUAAUUAUCAGGUAGAACAGAAAACCAGCAGUACUCCGGACCUUGUAGGGUAAGAUUUGAAUACCCCUGGUCUAGAAGGUUAAGGGGAUAUGGUUAGGAUAGAAGUUAAAGGUAGAGGGUGGGUGCUAAUGUCUUUCUAUGUCACCUUCUGCAGGAAGAAACGGUAUCACACACGCAGAAUUGUGAGCAAGAGCAAGAAACCCCUCAUAGGGGACAGCAUGGGACAGACACCGCCCUACACACACAGACACUCUGGUAAGUACACACACAGACGCACACCUUCCUACACACAUACCACCCUACACACAUACAGUGCUCUACAAACACCAACCCUGGGAAGAACACACUCACGCAUCACCCUAAAUAUACUUACAGUGGGGAGAACAAGUAUUUGAUACACUGCCGAUUUUGCAGGUUUUCAUACUUACAAAGCAUGUAGAGGUCUGUAAUUUUUAUCAUAGGUACACUUCAACUGUGAGAGACGGAAUCAAAAAUCCAGAAAAUCACAUUGUAUGAUUUUAAAGUAAUUAAUUUGCAAUUUCUGAUGUAUCAAAUACUUAUGUCAUGCAAUAAAAUGCAAAUUAAUUACUUAAAAAUCAUACAAUGUGAUUUUCUGGAUUUUUGUUUUAGAUUCCGUCUCUCACAGUUGAAGUGUACCUAUGAUAAAAAUUACAGACCUCUACAUGCUUUGUAAGUAGGAAAACCCACUGUAGGUGACAAGGCACACACAAACGUUUACAGACGAGCCCCAACUGCCAUGUGCUAAUGUUCAUUUACAUAUCCCCUGUGUUAAUCUGACUUCCUCCCCCUCUCUUUCCUCCAUCCUCUCCCUCCUUUUUCUGCUCUCCCCCCCUCUCUCCAGCUGACCUGGUCAACCUGCCAGAAGAACCAAUAGAGGAAGAAGAAGAGGAUGAGGAAGAGGGGGAAGAGGACAUGGACUCAGACGACAGGGUAGUGGAGUACAAGGAGAAGAGGGGGAGGGCGGGGGGCCCAGGGGUGGCCCUGCGGAGUCGUUUGGGCAGGCCCUCGUCUUCCCCCUCUGUCUCGUCAGACUCAGACGAGAUGGACUAUGACCUGGAGCUCAAGAUGAUCUCAACCCCCUCCCCCAAGAAGAGCAUGAAGAUGACCAUGUACGCAGACGAGGUCGAGACCAACCUCAAGACUAUACGGUCAGUGGGUGUGGUGGACGAGAGUGUGUGCUGGGUGACGUGACCAUGUAUUCUGACAAGGCCAUGACCAACCUCAGAAGCCUACAGUGUGUGUCUGUGUCUUUUGUGUGUGCGUGUGCAGAAUGUGGACCUUUUUAAUGUAGGUAAAUGUAGCAAAUUAUUAGUUGGUGUUUUCCCUGUAUGUGUUCUUCAGACACUCUGCUGUUCGGAGUGACAGCGGCUCGGGGGGUAGUGGCAUCCGGAACAGGAUUGGUGGAGAAGGAAGUGGAGGAUCGGUGGUCAAGACCAAAAGCAUUGCGGUGGAGAAAGUGACGGACGUGAGGCAGCUGUUGGAGGAGAAGAGACGGAGCCUAUCCCAGCACAAACAGCGCUACCCUGUGGCCAGUAGUGGAACGACAGGUCAGUUGUCCUCCACUUUACAAAGGCAAAAUCAAUGUAAUCUUGUUCCCUGACACUGGGACACUGUGUAUGUAGAGUAUGUUGUAUUUAACCUGGUUCUGUUCUGGGUUGUGUGUGUAGAUGUGAGGCAGCGGUUAGGGAAGAGGCCGUGCUCUCCUGAGAGACGACACUCCGCCUCCCGAGACUCAUCCCCUCCCCGAGAGCCAAUCACAGAUGUGCACAGCCGACUGGGCGUUGUCAAACAAGACGCCCACGGCCUUUACCCUGAUUCGUCCAAAGACAGGAAAUCAAGUAAGGAAGAAAAACGCACAUGCCCAUCUACUGCUAUUAGUCAAUAAUGCAGUAGGUUUGUUAAAAAGACACUGAAAGAAAGUGCUUUAAUAUUGAACCCCCCCCACUCUUUCUCAAGGUCGUCUGUGGAGCAGGCUCGGCCCCUCCUCCCGCAAGGGCGACGUUCCCAAGCGGAAGCCUUCCAGUCGCGGAGUGGGGUCGGGAUCAGCCAGCUCCAGGUUGAGGGGACGGGGGCGGGGAGGAGAAGAAGACGUUGAGGAGGAGAACGACUCUGCACUGCAGAAGGUGUGGGGGGCCUUGGUCAAACAGAAGGAACAGCAGACCCACAAGAUGAAGAAGAGUCGGCUUGACAACCUGCCCUCGCUACAGAUAGAGAUCAGCCGGGAGAGCAGCAACGGAUCUGACUCAGACUCCUGAGAGACGGAGGGAGGGGGAAGGAGAGAGGGAGAGAGAGCGGUAUUGCAACGAGGUGGCAGAGAAUGAGUAGGGGAAAGAGACGUGUUGAUAGAAACUGAGUAGGGGAAGAGAGGUGUGAGUGAAAUGGAGAAUGAUUACAAAUGGUGGGGGACGGUUUAGAUCAGUGUGUGGAUUUGGUCAUGCCUUCAUCUAGAGCAGAAAGGUGACCAUCUCCACCCCCUGCCCUCCUCUUGAGUUAUCUCUGUCUCUCUCUGUCUAUCUCUGUAGGACUGUUUUGAUCCUUAUGGGACCCCGCCGCUGUGGCCUGGUCCAUCGUACAAACACAAAAGAGAAGAAUCUUUAUGAAAAUAAACGAGAAAAAAAAAACUGGACAGAAUUGUCUGGUGUGGAGAGAAGUUAUAUUUGUCAGGACAGGAGGCACAUUUUGUUGUUGUUGUAUCACAUGAUCUCUGCAGCCCAUGGGACUGGUGUUCUGAUCAAACGUGUUCCUGUGACAACAUUUUACCCUCUGAUAGCCUACCUACACGUCAAGUCAUGUCGAAUAUUUAAAGAGCAAUAUAAAUGUCUCUGUUAGCCCCUGUGAUGUCAACUACAGAAGAACUGUGACAGUGGAUAAGAUGCUGAUACUGAGCUCUCUCCCUCUGUCUCUCUGUGUUUGGAAUCAGACACUGUAUCAUACAGUAGAUGGUAUCUAUGUGUGAGUGACUUUGAACAACAAAUAUUUGGUUUGUGGCAUUUUCUUUCCUUCCAAAGGCUUGGCCCAUAGAGAAGACUAAACCAGAUGAAUCGAUUCUCUACUGAAAGGUUUUGUACUGUCUGACUGUUGGUAUUAUGUGCAAAUGGCCAAUGUUGAUAUUAUGCUUUUCAAGGCGGAAAAUCCUUCAUUGCUGUGCAAAGUCCUUCAAAGGCCCAUAGUACACUACUUCUGACCAGAGCCCUAUGUAGGGAAUAGGGUGCCAUUUGGGACGCAACCUUACAUUCCCAGACGGAAAA
This is a messenger RNA of Coregonus sp. 'balchen', 6820 nucleotides long. Lineage: Eukaryota; Metazoa; Chordata; Actinopteri; Salmoniformes; Salmonidae. The record is from the annotation of a GenBank genome assembly.